AUGGAAGAUGCUGAGGGGCAGCCGGGGGAGUGGAUGCUAAUGGAGCUCCAGGGGGAGAUCGAAGCCCGAAAAGACGAUGGAGUGGCUGGAAAACUGAUGGGUGACCUGCAUUUCACUAAGGAGGGUGUCCCCCUUCUGAUUAUUGGCCAUCACAUCCUCUAUGGGAAGACCGCACGUUUAGAGAAACCCUUUGCUGUCCUCGUGAAGAGUAGCAUUGUCUCCCAGGAGGCAGCUGAACACGCUUACGUGGAGACCAAGUACACGGUGACCGCACUUAUUAAGAAAAAGAUAAUUUUUAAGACCAGGCCAAAGCCGAUCAUCACCAACGUUCCCAAGAAGGUGUGA
Molecule: messenger RNA, 345 nt
Organism: Nanorana parkeri
Lineage: Eukaryota; Metazoa; Chordata; Amphibia; Anura; Dicroglossidae
Gene: CHTF8
Product: chromosome transmission fidelity factor 8
Exons: 3
Coding region: 1-345 (114 amino acids)
Biological process (GO): mitotic sister chromatid cohesion
Cellular component (GO): Ctf18 RFC-like complex
Source: RefSeq, a predicted model, not a curated record